Auxenochlorella protothecoides is the source of this 1998-nucleotide messenger RNA. RefSeq lists its product as hypothetical. Lineage: Eukaryota; Viridiplantae; Chlorophyta; Trebouxiophyceae; Chlorellales; Chlorellaceae. The transcript is spliced from 6 exons. The coding region runs from base 1 to 1998 and encodes 665 amino acids. The record is from RefSeq and is a predicted model, not a curated record.
AUGCUUGUGGUGGGUUUUGCUGGUGAGCUGUACAACAACCGGCGGGAUUUCGCCCCUGUGCCAUGGGACCUGGAAGCGCCUGCCACGGAAGAAGGGCCGACCGAGGCCGAACUCGCUGCCGAAACGGCAGCGAUCGAGGCCGUGAUCAACGAGUGGUCCACGGAGAGGGCGCCGGCAGCAGCCAGGGGAGACGGCGACGGGACCUCUGGAAAGGUGGACGAGGUGCUCACCACCAUCAAGUGUACCUUGAACGCCUUUCGUGGCCUGCCAAAGCCGCCAAGGGGGAGGAGCUCGCAGGAUCCGCUGCGGCCGACCCUGGACAACAUCGUCUACACCAUGGCGGUGACGACCAUCUUGGGCGGCCUCCUCGCGGAGCUCCACGUUUUACGAGUCGUGGAGGAGUUUGAGCGGCGAAAGGCAGCCAAGUGCGCAGACGCCGACAAGGUGCUGCACCCCCUUAAUAACACAUUCUUUUGCAGAUGUCUGAGGGCAGUGUCGGGGCUGCGCCCGGAGCCCGACAAAAAGGGGUCAGAGGAGACUCGGGAGGCUUUCCCCUUCCUCCUGGAGACCGCGGCCAUCUUCCGGCGGACGUGCGAGGAGGCAGUCGGCUCCUACCAGCCCCCAGACCUGGAGCACCUGCAUUACUUCAUGGAUGAGGCAGCGCGCGACAUGGAGACGGUGACCAAGACCUACUACAAGCGCGAGUUUUUCAGGCGCCUGAAGCAGAACGCGCAGCUGGAGCUGGGCUGCAGCGCGCGGCGGGCGUACAGCUGUGCCCGCGCCGUCCUGGCCGUCGAGUUUGUGCUGGCGCGGCUCAACCUGGAGGGGUGCAGGUUACCCCCCGGAAAGGAGGCGGCCAUCAGGGCCUGCCUCCUCGCCAAGCAAAAGUGGCACAAGAAGAAAAAGGCCCUGUGCGUCCACAUCGGCUGGGCGUUCUUCGCCCGCCUCUUCGACUACCGGCGCUUCGAGCACGGCCGCUGGACUUCCGGGGGGCACUGGCGUACCAACGGGUACACCGUCGCCGUCACCCUGCAGCGACCCAGAGACCCUCCCCGGCCCGGCGACCCCCCGCCCCCCCCUCCCAAGGAGGCAAAGGCGGGCAAGCGCAACAACGCUGGGGCGUCCAAGGGCGCCCUUCAUCAUCAGAGCCGAGAGAUUGCCAACGAGCACUACCGACAUGGACUACCCCUCACGGAAGCCGAGAUCCACAUGGUCGUCGGCAUGGACCCUGGGCGGGUGGCCAUGUUUACUGCCGUUGACGAGCACGGGAACUCGACCGCCUGCGGCGCCAAGGAGUUUUACGCCAUGGCGCAGCACAGGCAGCACGAGAAGACCAUCUCGGGGUGGCUGGACAAGGCCCCUCCCUGCGUGCAGAACCUCCGCAAGUGCCCAACCUUCAAGACGGCCAGCAUAGAGGCGCUGCUGCGGCGAGUGAAAGCAGUGGUGCAAAACCUGCAAGAGGGCCUCGCGUGGAUGUUCAAGAAACCCUUCAGGAAGCUGCGGCACCGCGCGCAUCUCCGGCGCGAGUGGGCCAUCAACAGGCUGGCGGAGCAGUUCCGCGCCCCACCCGGCAUGACGACCGUCGUCGGCGCCGGCAACUGGUCGGCGCAGGACCGGGGCGGAGUGAUGCGGGGCCAUCCGCCCGGGCCCUGGAUGCGGUUCCUGAAGCGCCUGCGGCGGGUGUGCACGGUGGUGGUGGUGGACGAGUUCAGGUCGAGCAAGCUGUGCUGCGCCUGCCACACCGCCCUGCACGCCCACCAGUACCGGCGGGUGCACCGCGGAGUGCUGGAGACGGGGGACGUCUGGGGGACCAAGCGCUGCGCCAACAGGGCCUGCGCGGCCAACGUCGCGAACCGCGACGUCAACGCGGCGGUGAACAUGCUCAUGCUGGUCAAGCUCUUCCUGGCCGGCCUGCCGCGACCCACGGCCUUCGGAGGGCCGCCUCCUCUUACCGCUCCCACAAACGGUUGGCCAACCAACUACACCAAUUGCGCAUGA